Messenger RNA from Lucilia cuprina (Australian sheep blowfly), 1810 nucleotides. RefSeq names its product polymerase delta-interacting protein 2 (gene POLDIP2). Gene Ontology annotation, biological process: error-free translesion synthesis. The coding region runs from base 302 to 1636 and encodes 444 amino acids. Lineage: Eukaryota; Metazoa; Arthropoda; Insecta; Diptera; Calliphoridae. The transcript has 4 exons. Gene Ontology annotation, molecular function: DNA binding. The record is from RefSeq and is a predicted model, not a curated record. Gene Ontology annotation, cellular component: mitochondrial nucleoid; nucleus.
CUCUCAAAAAUGACAUUUCUAAAAUAAAACUUCGACAAUUUUUUUGGACGUUGCUCACACAAAAAUAAAAUGUAAUUAUUUUACAUUUAAAAAAAUAUAAAUUUACAUUUUAAAAAAUAAAUAGUUUAGAUUCCAUUGCGUCGAAUUGUUUGGCUAUACUUAAAAACGUUUGGCUAAAAUAAUUAAAAAUUAGAAAAGUUAUCAACAACUUACCAGGUAAGAAGAUUCUAAGCGAACGAGAAUUUGUUGAAACUAUUGCAAAAACUAUUUAAGUAAAACGCCAUAAAUUACGACAAAACAAAUGGGGUUUUUGCAACAAAUACUCUGGACACAGAACCAAAGAAAAUCAACGGCCCUAUUACAAACGGUAACGGUCAUAAUAAGCAGGAGUAUCAAGAAACAUUCACAGCAAGCUAGAUUGGCAGAGGUAGGACGCUUAGAGCCGGCAAAAUCGGAUGGUAAAUACGAGACGGGGCAAUUAUUUCUUCACCGCAUCUUUGGCUAUAGAGGUGUAGUUUUGUUUCCCUGGACGGCCAGAGUCUACGAUCGUGAUCUACAUAAUCCCAAUAAAACCAAGACCACAGCUUCUGGCAACAAUACUACGGCGAAAAAUGCUAUUAAAGGCAAAUCUUCUGGUACUGCAAGUGAAACAACUGCGAAAACAGGUGAUAAAACUUCAAAUAAAACAAAUAGUGUAGCGGCUUCUUUAAAGUCCCAUUUAAAUGAUGUAGUUAAUACACUUAAUGUGUCCGCUGACUCCUCAGACUCUGCUUCAGCAAGUGAUACUUCUAAAAGUAGUGAAAAUCCUACAAAACCAAAUGCGGCUGAUAGUACAAAUGAUAAAAGUUCAAAUGCUGCGCAACAAGCCAGCUCCACCUCACCACAGGAUGCGGCAAAUACUAAGGAAGUAAAAGGCAAAGUUCAUACUUUCUAUCAGGUCCUAAUAGAUUCCCGAGAUUGUCCUUAUAUUCGCGCACAAACCGAGGCUGUUACAUUUUUGGGCAACCAAGACUCCAAUCGUAGCUUGUAUGCCAUACCCGGUUUGGAUUAUGUUUCCCAUGACGAUAUUAUGCCCUAUUCAUCGGCGGAGAAGAAUCCUUUGCAUCAUGAAUUAUUUGAUAAAUUUUUAACAUAUGUGCCCGACAAACAGCCAUGCUUUGAGCCCAAAGACACUUUGAAAACGUGGCAGGAAAAGAACCAUCCAUGGCUGGAAUUGAGUGAUGUUCAUAAGGAGACUACGGAAAAUAUACGUGUAACUGUGAUACCUUUCUAUAUGGGUUGUCGUGAAACGCCCGCUUCUUCUGUAUAUUGGUGGCGUUAUUCUAUACGCUUGGAAAAUCUUGGCAACACCAGCGUGCAAUUGCGUGAAAGACAUUGGCGUAUAUUUUCUUUAUCUGGAACUUUGGAAACUGUAAGAGGUCGUGGAGUGGUGGGCCAAGAGCCCAUUUUAAGUCCGCGUCUGCCCGCUUUUCAAUACAGCAGUCACGUGAGUCUUCAGGCCCCCAGUGGUCAUAUGUGGGGUACUUUCCGUUUGGAACGUGAAGAUGGUCACAUGUUUGAUUGUAAAAUUCCGCCCUUUUCAUUGGAAAGUAAACCAGAAGAACCGCCAGCGGGGCAAACUAAGAAGACGGAUUAAAUAAUUGUCAUUGAAAAGAUAACUUCUCUAGAAUUUUAUUGCUUUAGUUAGUUAUGAUUGUUUUUGCUGAAUAAUAAGUCUAUGUAUAUGUGUUUUACGUAGCGAAGAAAACUUCUCUCCCUUUACAAAAUCUUUAAGUAGACAAUUUAAAUUGUAUAAAAUUUAAUAAUAAAU